GACCUACACAGUUGCUGAGUGGGUGGAGAUGAGAGCUGAGAUCCUGGUACAGCAGUCACCCUGCUGCGCUGCUAGCCUGUACUUGUCUGUUACCUCUGUCAGUGGGUGAUGAUGGGUCCAGCACUGUGUGAGAACCAGCAGUAAUACACGAUUCUGCAGUAGUAUAAUACCCUAUAGUUCAACACCAGCAAGUGCUGCAGAUUUGUGUCCAGGACUUAAAUGAGGAGCAGCCAGCUGACCCUGAUAAAGGGAAGAGUCAGAGGAGAGAGCAGCUGCAUCCCAGGGCUUGUUAGCCACAAUGAGACCUGUGGGCUUACAUGGAGUGCUAGUCAUUCUCACGUGCAGCUGCUUCAUAUCUGGAGACAUACAGGAUGUCGUAAAUUCCCUGCAAGUACAGAAACAGCUGCUUACUACAGGUUACAGCCUUUGUUCUGAUGGUGUUGAUUCUCUGGGUUACUACAAUGGGUCCAUUUCAGUGACUGAGUCUGGAUCUGAUUGCCUAAACUGGGCAGAGUUUCCUGACUAUAUUGAGCAGUACCCAGGACGAGGACUUGGGUCCCACAACUACUGCAGGACCCCUGAUGGAGGAAUGACGCCUUGGUGUUUUUUCCGGCAACAAUCUGGAGUAAUUAGCUGGGCUCACUGCGACUGCAGCCAGGGUGCUGUGCGUGUGCUGGAUGACCGAUCUUCCCACAGUGGUGGAGUAGAGCUCUAUUUAAAUGGUAUUUGGGGAACCAUAUGUGGUGAUCACUGGACUGACUGGGAUGCAAGCGUUGUCUGCAGACAGCUCGGAAUCAGUGAAAUUGGCACAGCCAGACAGAUCUCAGAUUAUGGUUCAUGGAUGACCCCUGUACACCUGCAGUCUGCCAACUGCAGAGGGGACGAGAAGGCCGUACUACACUGCAGGUACAGCCAGGGAAAAGUUUGCAGCAACAGACUGAUAGCUGCUGUCACCUGCUCUCCUCCUGAAGGUUUAAAGCCGCCCCUCCGGCUGGUGGGAGGACAGGAGCAGUUUGAGGGGCGCAUUGAGGUGUUUUUCAAUGGCCAUUGGGGAACGAUUUGUGAUGAUCACUGGGACAACAGAGAUGCUGAAGUCAUCUGCAGGCAACUAGGCUUUAGUGGCACGCCUAGGGCCUGGGUGUGGGCACACUAUGGACAAGGCAUUGGCCCCAUCUUGCUGGAUGAAGUAGAGUGUUUAGGAAACGAGACCUCCUUAGACUUCUGCCAGAAGAAUGAAUGGGAACAUCACAACUGUGACCACAUUGAAGAUGCUGGCGUUUCCUGCAAUCCCUUCAGAGAUGGCGCCGUGAGACUAUCUGGAGGUCACAAUGCAGGUGAAGGACGGGUUGAAGUCUAUUACAAUGGAGAUUGGGGAACUGUGUGUGAUGAUGAUUGGACAGAACUGAAUACCCAGGUGGUCUGCAGGCAGCUGGGCUAUAGUGGUGCUUACACUUUGGCAUCAAAGACUGAGUUUGGACCCGGCGAUGGAUUGAUUUUUCUGGACGAUGUGGCUUGCAAAGGCACUGAGCGCUCUCUUAUGAACUGCUCACAUAGUAACUGGGGUCAACAUGACUGCUCUCACUCUGAGGAUGUUGGGAUUCGCUGCUCGAACGACAGCAAUGACAUUGUUGAAAUUCCCUCUGGUAAUAGCCUAGGGCCUCUGAUACGGCUGAUGGAUGGGGAAAGCACCAAGGAAGGCAGAGUGGAAAUAUUCCUGAAUGGAGACUGGGGCAGCGUGUGUGAUGAUGGAUGGACAGACAGUGAUGCGGUUGUUGUUUGCAGGCAGCUUGGACACAGGGGUCCUGCAAAAGCAAGAACUAUGGCUUAUUUUGGAGAAGGGCAAGGACCAAUACAUCUGGAUAAUGUAGAAUGUAAUGGUACAGAAAACACCCUAGCGGAAUGCAAGAAACAGGACAGUGGAAUACACAACUGCUGGCACAGUGAAGAUGCAGGUGUUAUAUGCGACUAUGUAGAGAAGAAAGUCAGCGCACUGAAGGAUGGGUCAUCUGCCAAGUGUGGUGUUAGUCUAACACUGCGGCGAAAGAAGAGAAUUGUCGGUGGAACCAAAUCAAUAAGGGGCGGAUGGCCGUGGCAGGCCUCACUGAGGCUGAAGGGAUUUCACAAAGAAUCUCGUCUACUAUGUGGAGCAACCCUGAUCAGCAGCUGCUGGGCUCUGACAGCCGCUCACUGCUUUAAGAGGUUUGGAGACCGAGCACACAGAUACUCUCUCAGAGUCGGCGAUUACCACACCAGUGUAGAGGAUGAUUUUGAGCGCGAGCUUCCAGUACAGAGGAUCGUUGUACACAAGAAGUACCACUCUAGUAGCAAUGACAAUGACAUCGCACUGAUCAGAGUGCAGGGAAAGGAUGGUCAUUGCUUGGCAUUCAGUUACCAUGUCCUGCCCAUCUGCCUGCCAGAGAGGAAGGAGAAGUCUGUGUACCAGAAACCAUGCUUUAUUUCUGGAUGGGGAGACACAGGAACUUCCUAUUCCAAGACACUUCUUCAGGGCACAGUUCCGAUUCUUCCCAAAGAAAACUGUAUUCUACGCUACAAAGGGAAAUUUACAAGCCGCAUGAUUUGUGCUGGGAAUCUGUCUGAAGACAAUCGAGUGGACAGCUGCCAGGGAGACAGCGGAGGCCCUCUCAUGUGCCAAAACGCAAGCGGUCAAUGGGUUAUUGUAGGAAUAACUUCUUGGGGUUAUGGGUGUGGGCGAAAGGGCUAUCCUGGAGUGUAUACCAAGGUAAACAGGUUCACCCCUUGGAUCAAAAGAGUUACAAAGCUGAAAUAAGAGCAAAGCAAAAAUACCCGUUCCAUUCAUAGUAAGUUGUAUGACCCAUAUGGAAAAAGGUCAGAACUUUAGCAUGAGAUUCAUCACCAAGCUGUAGGCGCCCCACAACACACCUUAAAUUUCAUUUAUGGGUCUAUACUGUAUGGGGAAAUACCUUCUGUUGAUGUUGAGCCUUUGUUGGUGUAAAAAUGUACUGCUUCACUUGCACUUUGCCUGAACAGGGUUCUCUGAGGGCUAAACAGGUUUCUCUGAGGGCUGUCUGAUCGAACUGGCAAAAGGGUAAUUUAGCCAAACGGUUCUACCAGUACACUUCUACCUAAUGGAGCUUUGGUGGAAAAGUGCUUCUACUAUAUCUCCGCUAAAUGGUGACCUUGGCAGAUAAGUAAACCCUUGUGUCAAGUGGGUAGCUUGACAAAAGUUUAUAGAUCAAGUAGAAACAAAAAAGAAUUACCAUGCUUAAUAACUAAUAUUAAUUAUAACAGAAAGUACUAACAUUAGCUGAAAUUCUACAUGUGAACUCAACCAGGGUUUACAAAUGGUGAUAAACUUUUCUUGACACACAUUCCAGGUCAUAACCACGCAACAGCCUCAAAAGGUACAGGGUUCUCUAGUCAAUAUGAGCACUGAAAACAGGCAAAUACAGUGACCGGUUAGAGGGUCAAUUUGUUUACAAAAAAAACAUCUUGUACUUUUUGUAAAAGAUGAUGUAAUUUCACUGACUCUUUACGGAGAGCAAAAUGAGGGGCCCAUUUAUCAAACUCAUUGCGUAUGAUAAAUGGUGCUCCAGCCAAUCAGCUCCCAACUUUCAUUUUUCAAACACCUGAUACUUAGGAGCUGAACACAUGACAGUUGGGAGCUGAUUGCAUUUAUCAAACGCAACAAGUUUUAUGAUUCACAACGAGUUUUAUCACUCAUUGAUAAAUGAGCCCCUAAAUGUGAAGCUAUUUAUUUUUGUUUGUUAUUAUCUAAAUAGGUGUCUGCUUUGCAUUAACCGAUCAUCUAAACAUAAUGGGGUCUAUGCACUAAGCCUUGGAGAGAGCUAAAGCGGAUACUGAGGGGUCUAUUUACUAAGCCUUGGCCUUGGACGGAGAGAAGGUGGACGGAGAUAAAGUACCAGCCAAUCCGCUUCUAACCACCAUGUCACAUGCUGUGUUUGAAAAAUGGCAGUUAGGAGCUCAUUGGCUGGUACUUUAUCUCCGUCCACUCCAAGGCUUAGUACAUAAACCUCAGUGUUAUUUUACCUGAUGCAUAAAUUACACUAAUGUAGAAGGGGAGGAAAGGAUUUACAUUUGCUUUAUUCAACUUUUAUUCAGACUGUCUAUCCCACAAUUAUCAAAGCACAACUAAGGCCAAUGUAUGGCUCUUUACACAGCUUUAAUAAGGGGAUGGCCCUAAAGAGACUGUACUCUCCCAACCAAAGGAAAUUUAGGUAAACAAGGUCUCUCCCAUGAGAAGUUGUAUGAGGCCCUAACCGGAGAACUAACAUUAGCCAUAGCAGUACAUAGCCUAUUCCAGCCCCAAAGCCUAGCCGUAAGCUUUAUUCUUAUCUGUAACCCUACAAUAUAUAUACAGUAUAUCAUAUCCAUUCAUUUACCUAUCACAGUAAUAAAUAAUAAUAAACUGCACCAGAACACUCUCUAAUCUGCAUUAUUGGGAGGACGAUAUGAAAAUAUGGGACAUGGCUGCUCUUCUCCCCUUAUGUGCUGUAGUGUAGUAUAGUAUAGUAUAGUAUAGUAUAGGAUCAUUCAUAUAGGGUUUGUCCAUAGGCUGAAAAGGCAAAAUGACUGCAAGUCCUGGUAGGAGGUGGAGCAACGAGCUGUAACACACAGGCUCCGUUAUACAGAUACAGGCUCACUGGUACAUGUUGUUAUACACCAUAAUUCCCAUUUAAUCCUAGGUAUGCAGUUUUGUUUGCCUCAUCACUGACCAUUUCAGGCACAUGUGCUACCUUAUGCUUCUCUGGGGAUAGCUGUGUGUAAGAAUGGUUCAGCUGAGACACAGCCAAGUGGGCACAGACACCAUCCCUCUCAUAGUUGUGCAUAAAAUCAUCUUCUCUUUGUGUACAGCAGCUAAGCCUGGUUAUAUAUUGGAAUACAAUCGAUAACAACCAAGUAUGAUGAAACUUGGUGCCUCUUUUUUUUUUUUCUUUACUUUUUUUUUUAAACAAAAAAACAAAGCUGGUAAUAUGCUCUUGAAAAACACUAAUUUCCGUAUUGUGUUCUAGUGGUGUUUCAGUAUUGUAUUGUGGCUUUGAUAGCAUGGAAGCACAUCUCUGAUUCAGGGCCCUCGUCUAGCAAAUCACAGUGGCCAGCUCUAUUGGAAGCGAUGGCUGCGGAAUGCUGGGGAAGCGGUUGGAGUGCCAGCACCUCGCGGUCGCAACAUCACAUUUUAUUUUCUGUACACCUCUAUGGACUGCGAAGUAAUAUGUGUCAUGUUGGGGGUACCAUAAUUCUCGUGAAGCAGAUCGUAGAGAAUUUAUUCUACCCCCAUAGAUUGGGAGGUGUUGGGGAAAAGUAAAUGAUACAGUGGUAAUAUGACAACGCCUCCAAACAGUUUUAUUGUUGAAGCUUAUUUUAUUAAUAAGAAGAUCUAUUAAAAUAUUUGCUUUUAUCUCCAGUUUGGAACUGUAUAGAAAUUAUUUAUUAUUUAAUUUAAUGGGUCAAUUAAAUAUGAUUGUUAUUAUGAUUCGGCAGUAUUCAGAUUUAAUUUAAUUUUUUUUUUUUUAGGGUCUUUGAUUUUGCCUUCAUAGUGGGCGCUAUAUACACUGGCUGCUCCUAGUGCAGGACAAACUGUCAUUAUUUUAAAUGAACUUUUUUGUCUUCUUUGUGCAGUUAUCUAUACAGAUAUAUAUGUAGGAUAUUUUGUUUUUUUACAUUGUGAACUAAUAGAUACUAGUUUAAUUACAAAUAAUCAGCUUAAAGUCUACCAAACAAGUGCAAUUAUUUCACUUUGUAUUGUAUCUCAUGUUCAUGUAAUAA
Pseudophryne corroboree (corroboree frog) is the source of this 5766-nucleotide messenger RNA. Its product is annotated as neurotrypsin-like. Bases 299 to 2788 code for a protein of 829 amino acids. Gene Ontology annotation, biological process: proteolysis. Lineage: Eukaryota; Metazoa; Chordata; Amphibia; Anura; Myobatrachidae. The transcript is spliced from 15 exons. Gene Ontology annotation, cellular component: membrane. The record is from RefSeq and is a predicted model, not a curated record. Gene Ontology annotation, molecular function: serine-type endopeptidase activity.